Messenger RNA from Corylus avellana, 994 nucleotides. Lineage: Eukaryota; Viridiplantae; Streptophyta; Magnoliopsida; Fagales; Betulaceae. The record is from RefSeq and is a predicted model, not a curated record.
AUGCGUGAAAUCCAUUCGGGAGGGAGGGACAAGGCCAUUAAACUUAUUGAGAAUCAUCAACAAAGAGUGUUGGCACUGCAAGUGUUUGAGUUGCAUAGACUGAUUAAGGUACAAAGAAGGAUGGCUGGGUCACCGCAACUAUUACUUGAAGAUAACCUUUAUUUGGGCAAGCGUUCAACAAAAUCAAACCCUAAAGAUGAUGAAUAUACAGAUGAAAGCGCAGUUGGAAAGUUUCCUCUUCCUUUUGUCAAUAAUGAUAACAGCAAGGGACUUGCUACCCACCAAUCAAAUGGGCUUCAUUUAGCAAAUCCAGCUUUAACUCCUUUGACCACCAGCACCAAACCAGCCCCAUGGUGUUUCCACCCACCACCAGGAAACCAGUGGUUAGUCCCUGCAAUGUCUCCAUCUGAAGGACUUAUUUACAAGCCCUACACGGGGCCAUGUCUUCCAACUUCAGCUUUCAUGUUAAACAUUGUUUACGGUGUUCCGGCUCCCAUUCUUCCGGGCACGCCUCCUUUAGGCCAGACAUACUUUUCACUGUAUGGUCUCCCAGUCAUGAAUCAAUCUGUAUCCAGUUCAGGUGUCGAGGAAACAAGCCCGUUUGCCGGAGCUCAAUCGAAUAGACCAGACAAUCAGUUGAUGAUUGGGGACAUCAACUUUACCAUACCCCAGCAAAAUUCAUGUAACAUGUCCAGCGAGGUAACUCGAGUAAUCUCAUGUCAUGCUGGCAAGUUCCCAGCAUCAAAAGAGAGUGAGUUACAGGGAAGUGCAGCAAGUAGCCCCUCUUACAGGGCUAAAGGAGAUGAUGCACUUCCUCUUUUUCCUACAACACCCACAGCUCACGCAUUAAUGGAUCAAAAUGUGCAAACUAGUGAGAAUCGGACACAAGUUAUUAAGGUUGUACCUCAUAAUCCAAGAUCAGCAACUGAAUCAGCAUUCCGGAUUUUUCGGUCAAUAAAGGAAGAGAGGAAACAAUUAUGAUUAGUAGUUGGCG